This is a messenger RNA of Anolis sagrei ordinatus, 4943 nucleotides long. RefSeq names its product zinc finger protein 341 (gene ZNF341). Gene Ontology annotation, molecular function: RNA polymerase II transcription regulatory region sequence-specific DNA binding; DNA-binding transcription factor activity, RNA polymerase II-specific. Gene Ontology annotation, cellular component: nucleus. The record is from RefSeq and is a predicted model, not a curated record. Gene Ontology annotation, biological process: regulation of transcription by RNA polymerase II. NCBI's taxonomy places the organism in Eukaryota, Metazoa, Chordata, Lepidosauria, Squamata, Anolidae.
UUCACAUAGAGAGGCUGUUCCUUCAGCCGGCCUCCCCUCCCCGGGCUCCCCCUGCCGGCCGAGCCAGCCUCCUCUCCUUUCCCACAAUGCCCGUUGAGGCUGCUUCUGCCGCGGCUGCCUCAGCUCCAAGAUGGCGCAGGCGAUAUUCGAGGCGCUGGAAGGAAUGGAUAAUCAAACUGUCUUAGCUGUUCAGUCAUUGUUAGAUGGCCAAGGAGGAGUAGCAGAUCCAUCAGCACAAACUGUCAAUGCAUCCACCACCAUUCAGACCAUGGAUGAUGAGGACGUAUUCCUUUGUGGGAAGUGUAAGAAGCAAUUCAACUCGCUGCCAACAUUCAUGACCCAUAAGCGAGAACAGUGUCAAGGCAAUUCCCCCUCAUUGGCUACAGUGUCCCUGGCUACUAACAGUGGCUACACACCGUCCAUUACGUCAGUGCACCAAGCUCAAACCACAAAUCGCCAGAUCUCUACAUACAUUACAGUCCCACCGUCUCCUCUGAUCCAGACAUUAGUGCAAGGGAAUAUUUUAGUAAGUGAUGAAGUCCUGAUGUCAGCUAUGUCUGCCUUUACAACUCUGGACCAACCACAAAUGCCCACUGUACAACCCUCUGUUCAGAGCAGCCUGAAUAUGCACGCUGGAGCAGGAUAUCUUUCUCAACCACCACCACCCCCUCCUCCUCCACCUCCUCAGCCUCCCCCUCCAAGCCUGGGAGCACCAGUCCAAGCCAGCGCUCGUAACAGAGGAGUUGUGGAAGUGUACAGUGCUCCUCCCCCCAUGGUCAGGAAUGGUGCAGUAGAGAUACAGAAUCUGGGGAUGCAGCCCUACCCAAAUAUGGAGGUGCCUAGCCAAUGUGUGGAAGCCUCUGUGUACCGCUCUCCUCCGGCAUACAGCCCAGGCAAGCAAGGUUUUAAGUCCAAAAGCCCGAAUGCUGCUCAUCCCUUGAACAAUACAUGCAGGGGAAAUGUGACCAAUUUUGAUUCAACUCCAAAGAACCGUCGUUCUAAACCGGAUAGCACUUUUCUGGAAGGGAAAUCUAAAUCACCCAAAUUGAAAUGUACAUAUUGUGACAAGACUUUCACCAAGAACUUUGACUUGCAGCAGCAUAUCAGAAGCCACACAGGGGAAAAGCCCUUCCAGUGCAUCGUUUGUGGCCGUGCCUUUGCACAAAAGUCCAACGUGAAGAAGCACAUGCAGACGCAUAAGGUGUGGCCACCAGGAGUUGGGUGUACCCUCUCUCGGAGCUCUGUCACUGUGCAAGUCUUGCCACUCAACCCCAAUCAGGAGGAGGAUGAGGAAGAUGCAGACCUAAACCCAUCUCCAGGAAACAGCCCCCCACAACCUCAGACCAUGCCUCCAACACAAGAGCAUGAAUCCAGCAAGUUGGAAGCCCAGCAAGUGGUCUUGAUAGACAGUUCUUACCAGUGCCAGUUCUGUCCCAACAAAUUCAGCACAUACUUCCAACUGAAAUCACACAUGACUCAGCACAAACAUGAGCAGGUUUACAAAUGUGUUGUGAAAAGUUGUGCACAAACUUUUCAGAAGCUGGACUCUUUCUUAGAACAUACCAAGAACCACCAGGAGGAGCUGAGCUACCGCUGCCACCUCUGCAUCAAGGACUUUUCUUCCUUAUAUGAACUGGGCGUCCACCAAUAUUCCCACAGCCUGCUGCCUCAACACAGUCCAAAGAAAGACUUGGCCAUUUACAAGUGUGUCAAGUGUGUAAAUAAAUAUUCCACACCAGAAGCCCUGGAACAUCAUUUACAGACAGCAACACACAAUUUCCCCUGCCCUCACUGUCAAAAGGUGUUCCCCUGUGAGAGGUACCUGAGACGGCACCUCCCCACACAUGGGGGUGGAGGUAAAUUCAGAUGCCAUAUCUGCAAGAAAUUAUUCCGCCGAGAACACUACCUCAAACUACAUGCUCACAUUCACUCUGGUGAAAAGCCUUUCAAAUGCUCCGUGUGUGACUCAGCCUUCAACCGGAAGGAUAAACUCAAAAGGCAUAUGUUGAUCCAUGAGCCUUUCAAGAAGUAUAAAUGUCCAUUCUCAAAUCGCACAGGCUGCAGUAAAGAGUUCAACAGGCCAGACAAGUUGAAAGCUCAUGUUCUUUCCCAUUCAGGGAUGAAGAUCCACAAGUGCCAGUAUUGCCAUAAGACCUUUAGCCGGCGAGCUCACAUGGCAGAGCAUCAACGUGCUCACACAGGCAACUACAGGUACCGUUGCCCUACCUGUAGCAAAGGUUUUACACGACAGAAAUACAUGAAAGAUCACAACUGCAGGAUAAGCCUACCUAAGGACAAAGAAUUGCCAAUCAGAAGGUCCCAGAAGAAGUGGGGGACUCGUGGGCGGAAAGUGGGACUUUCUCUUUCAACUCAACUGGCCUUGACUGAAUUAAAGGACAAUGCAGGUGGAGAGAAUCCUCAAAAAAGUGGUUCCAAUAAAGAACAGUUUCCAGAGUCUGACACAGUCCUGUCCAUUGUGGUUGGCAGGCCAGCCCCAAUGCCAUCAAAUUCAGAACAUGGCCACUCUACCCAGUGUAGUGGCAUCCCAUCCAAUGUUUCUCUCACUGAGUUGCAGCCCGGGUCAAGGAACCCAUGUGGCAUGCUGGCAGUUCCUGUUUACAUUCAGGCUACAGACUGACUGAAUAAUAUUGUGAUUUGUGGGCCACCUUAGUGGGAAGAAGGUUCCUCUUGUCUUUGGCAGAGCUGGAUUACAGCCAGGGACUAGAAAGGCAUGAGAAAAGUGUAUGUUCGUAAAUUUUGGGCUGCUCGGAGCAGAAAAUGCAUUGGGAAAGGAGAAUAAUUCAAUUUUCAUGACUGCACACACCAGCAGAGGCUCUGAAAAUAUAGUUGUAUUUUUUCUGGUCAAUGAGGUUUAUGUUCUGUCCUGAACCCAGUGAGAAACAUAAUCUUGAUGAGUAUAGUAUUCUGCAAUUUUUUUCAGAAUAUGUUAAAGUCUAUCCCAUUUGUGGCUGUGCACUGAAAUCUGCAUGGCCCUGCCCUGGGAUGGUUUGCCUUUGCUUUUCAAGCAAGUCCAUUAUGUCUCUAAUGAAGGGAAGGUUGCUAUUUGUCAUUAUGCAGUGACCUCAAAACUUCUGGAGCAAUUGCCAGGAGAGGAACAAAUAGCUGCUAAGGAUGUAUUAUGGGCCAAGCAGAUGCACUAAGAAAUCAUAACAGUUUAAUAUGAUGGUUAUGUCAGGUGCUGGAUAUAAUGUUACAUUCUUAAAAUAUGUCAGAAUUGUUAUGCUAUCCAAAUUUCAAUGUUUUUGGUUGUUUGUGACCAUUAGCUUCAGGAAAACUGAUGCAUUCUGUGAAACCAAAGCUUCGUAAAUCCCUCACUCCGAGUCUGUUGGCAUUUCACAUUUUUUAAAAAGUGUCUUUACUGCUUCUCCCAUGAAUUAUAUUUACAUAUCCAUUUUUCAAGGAACUCAAAACAGCUUUGUCUCACCACUGUGAAGUAGGCUAAGUAUGAGUAACUGACUUGUUUAGGCCUCUUACAGCGUAAUCCUGUACAUGUGUACUCAGAUAAAAGUUAAUUCAAUGGGACUAAUUCUCUAGUAAAUCUGUUGUAGGAUUGCAACUACAAUGACUUUCAUUUUGCAUUCAAACCAGUGGCCAAGUCCGUGCUGAUUGUAAUGCUUGAACAAGUGUAUAUAUGCAUGAAUAUAUGCAUUUAGCAAUCACCGAUUCCUGAUGAGUUAUUUUGGAUGAAAGGAAGUGUUACAACAAGCAGGUAGGAUUUUGUUUAGAUAAUAUCUUGGAUACUGAAAUGCUCACUUUUUUCUGUACAAAAUUAAGAUAAGCUGACAGGUAUUCUAAGUACAGGUAGUCUAAGUAGGAAUUCCACUCUCUUCUUUGGUUUGACCUCACCUGGACUACUAUGUUGAUACCACAGUUUAAGAAGAAAAAAGCUGGAAUUUAUCCAAAGGAGGGCAGCCAAGACUGUAAAAGAUUUGAAAACCAAGCUCUAGCGGAAAAGGUUGAAGUUGAGUGUACUGAGCCUGGAGAUGAAAACGCUGAGAGAUGACACAAGAGAUGAAAGUCUUUCAUGUGGAAGAUGGAGUGAGCUGGUUUUCUGUUGUUCUAAAGAACAGAAUUUGAACUGGUGAACUGAAAAUACAAACUAGUACAGUGGAUUCUACCUAAAUGUUUGGGAGAGUUUCUGUGAGCUGUUCAGCAGUGAAAAAGACUAUCUCGGAAACUGGAGUUUUUAGCGAUUUGAAAGUGAUCCCUGAGAAAAACGUCAGCUGUGGAUUCCUGCACUGGCAAGUCAUUGUUCUAGAUGGGUUUUUGGUUCCUCUCCAACUCUUCCACUGUUUUCUGCAAUUCUGGAUUCUCUGUUCAGUAAAGGUAAAAGUUUCCCCUUGACAUUAAGUCUAGUUGUGUCUGACUCUGGGAGGUGGUGCUCAUCUCCAUUUCUAAACCGAAGAGUGGUUGGCAUGACUGCAUCGAGCGCCAUUACCUUCAUGCUUGAUCUAUUCACAUUUGCAUGUUUUUGAACUGCUAGGUUGGCGGAAAUGGGAGCUAACAACGAGUGCUCACCCUGUCCCACAGAUUCGAACCUCUGACCUUCUGGUCAGCAAGUUCUGCAACUCAGCGGUUUUACCCACUGCACCACUGCAGCCCCUUCCCUGUUCAGUACAACAAAUCUGUUUGUUCUAUUAGCUUUAUAUAGCUUUAUAUUAGGAUAUAUCUGCACUGCACUACACUGCAGGAUUUUUUGCAUACCAAGAAGACUAGGGCACAGAGUGAUGGAUUCAAACAACAGGAAAAGAGUGUGGCGGAAUUUCCUUCUCUGGAGAUUUUUAAGCAGAAGCUGGAUGGCCAUCUGUUGGGAGUGCUUUGAUUGUUUAUUUCUAUAUGGCAGGGGGAUUGAUUGGAUGUCUUUUGGGGUCUUUUCCAGCUCUAUGAUGAAAGAAGAUGUAUAUAUUAAAACUGGCUUUUGA